Molecule: messenger RNA, 1143 nt
Organism: Synchiropus splendidus (mandarinfish)
Lineage: Eukaryota; Metazoa; Chordata; Actinopteri; Syngnathiformes; Callionymidae
Product: relaxin-3 receptor 1-like
Exons: 1
Coding region: 1-1143 (380 amino acids)
Biological process (GO): G protein-coupled receptor signaling pathway; immune response
Cellular component (GO): membrane
Molecular function (GO): G protein-coupled receptor activity
Source: RefSeq, a predicted model, not a curated record
AUGGACGAGCUUUUUAACCAGAGUGGAGAAGUAAACAAAAGUGUGCCGAGUGAUCAGUACUUUCAUUUCGAAGACAUCGACGUGGGCGCAGAUGGCACCCCCAUCCUCAGAAUCCUCAUCUCAGUGGUGUACUCCGUGGUUUGUGCGGUGGGUUUGGUGGGCAACCUUCUUGUGCUUGUCCUCAUGAGACUACGACAGGGUCGAAAGAGGUCCUCGAUUAAUGUUUUCAUUACCAACCUGGCAGUGACUGACUUCCAGUUCGUGCUGACUUUGCCCUUCUGGGCAGUGGACACCGCACAAGACUUCAGCUGGCCGUUUGGAAACGCCAUGUGCAAAAUCAUCCUCUCUGUCACCGUGAUGAACAUGUACGCGAGUGUGUUUUUCCUCACUGCCAUGAGUGUGACCCGCUACCAGUCCGUCACCACUUCUCUCAAAAGAAGAUCCUGCAGGACCACCCGGCACGUGAAGUGGGUCUGCGCAGUGCUGUGGGUGGCCGCGACUGUCGCCACUGCGCCCACGGCGAUCUUCUCCACCGUGACGGUGGUCGCUGGAGAGAAACUCUGCCUGCUGCGAUUCCCGGAAGGGCACGACUGGCUGGCGCUCUACCACGUCCAGAAAAUACUGGUCGCCUUCGUCAUCCCCAUGGUCAUGGUCUCCAUCAACUACCUGAUGCUGCUGCGCUAUGUGAAGCGCAGGAGCAUCAAUGGCAGCAACCCCAAACUGAGAUCCAGAGUCACCAAAUCCGUCGCUAUAGUCGUGCUGUCGUUUUUCUGCUGCUGGAUGCCUAAUCACGCCAUCACAUUUUGGGGUGUUUUGGUGAAAUUCAACGCGGUCAGCUGGAAUAAGUCGUACUACGUGGUGCACACUUACGUGUUCCCUCUAACUGUGUGUUUGGCGCACGCGAACAGUUGCCUGAACCCGAUUCUUUACUGUCUGAUGCGGCCAGAGAUCAGGAAGAUGCUGGGAGGUUUGCUCUGGCGCCGCUGCCCUCCUUCCACCAAGGACGGCGCGACGCGCACUAUUACGCACGACGAGGUGCAUGGAGUUGUGCCGCUCCAAAUCACAGACCAUGUUCACUACACGCUGUCCAUCAUUGACCGUAAAGGCAUGUCAAACUCUGAUCUGAAUUCUCGCAGACGAUGA